Molecule: messenger RNA, 111 nt
Organism: Protopolystoma xenopodis
Lineage: Eukaryota; Metazoa; Platyhelminthes; Monogenea; Polystomatidea; Polystomatidae
Source: the annotation of a GenBank genome assembly
AUGGCGAGACUCACUGAUGAUCCCGACUACGAUGCCGGCGAAACGUCUGGGAAUGUACCACGUCUACGCUUCAACUUUGGAAAUGAUCAUGCAGACAAUGGACCCCGUACU